AGUUUUAUAAAGUUUAAAAUUGUCAAUUAUUUAUUUUUGUUAUCUUUUAGGCGAAAUGAUGGCUCUUGAUGCUGAACCAUUCGCACUAGUUGAGCGAAAAGGCUUUCAAAGAUUAAUAAAAUAUUUGGCACCGCAGUAUCCAUUACCUUGUAGAACAUAUUUUUCUGAAAAAAUUAUGCCACGUUUGUAUGAAAAUUUGAAAACAUGUAUUAAAGAAAAAUUAAUUACUGCGAUAAAUAUAUCGUUCUCCACCGAUAUAUGGACUAGUCCAGCAAACAACGAGUCAUUUAUAAGCCUGACAGCUCAUUUCAUACGAAGUGAUGAUAUGCAUAGAGAAAUACUUGUACUCAGCGCGAAACACUUUCCUGAUAGUCAUACUGGUUUCAAUAUCGGUCAGAUAUUAAAUGAUGUGAUGGAAGAAUGGCAUAUAAGUUCUAGUCAAAUUCAUCUCAUUUUAAGGGAUAAUGCUUGUAACAUGAUUAUAGGAACUGAUAUGUUAGGAGAGAGUGUAGGAUGUUUUAUUCACACUUUACAACUCGUGAUUUACGAUUGUAUUUUUAAAAAUCGAAAUUUUGUUGAAAUUUUGGGGAAAUGUCGAAAAAUUGUUGGACAUUUUAGCCAUUCUUCACUCGCCUGCUCGAAACUCAAAAACAUACAAAAAAAUUUGAAAUUGCCAAUUCAUAAGUUAAUCCAAGAUGUUACUACAAGAUGGAACUCAACAUUUUAUAUGUUGUCAAGACUUCUUGAACAACAACAAGCGGUAACUGCAUAUGCUGCGGAGAAAGAUAUACCAAGCCUUACGGCUAUGCAAUGGAAUAUGGUAGAAAACGUUAUACGUGUUCUCCAACCGUUUGAAGAAAUGACUAAAAUGGCCAGUUCAGAUUGUGAAACAAUUGGAUACGUUAUUCCAGCAAUUGUUACUCUACACUCGUAUCUUUCAAAACGACAAAAGGAUACUGGAGUAAUGAUGUUGAAAGAAGAUCUCAAAAAAGCGAUGGAAGAACGAUUUCUUAAUCCUAUAGGACUCAAUGUCAAGGAUCAAAAAUGUUUUGUACUCGCUACCGUAUUAGAUCCAAGGUUCAAAACAAAAUUUUGUCCAGACGAAAAUAAGGCCAAACAGUGGAUUGAAGAAUUACUAGAAGUGAAUAAAAGAGUCACUAAUGAUACUGAAAACAAUACGCAGAGUCAUAACGUCAGUUCUCUUCAAGAACAAAAUGUCAUAAGCGAAACACACGAGGACAUUUGGAAGUGUUUCGACGACAUAGUAAAUAAUUCAAAAUCUGAUACUGAUAAUAGCAAUCUUGAUGAUUCAGAAAGCAUAUCGUUUGAAAGACAACCAAGUGAGAGAAGUAAAAAGAAAACUGCUGUCUACAAUGCUGAGUUAGCGAAAUACCUUGUGUUACCAUUGUCACCUAGAAAUGAGGAUCCUUUAAUAUGGUGGAAAACACAUGCUUUGGAAUAUCCGAAUCUCAAAAUUUUGGUUAUAAAAUACUUGAGUGCUCCUCCUUCUUCUGUCAAUUCAGAAAGACUUUUUAGUGCAGGAAAGUUAGUUUAUUCUGAUAAUCGAAACAGAUUGUCACCGCAGAAUGCUGAAAUGUUACUGUUCAUCAUGAAAAAUUUAUUAAUAUUAAACAGUUAA
Solenopsis invicta (red fire ant) is the source of this 1639-nucleotide messenger RNA. Its product is annotated as zinc finger BED domain-containing protein 4-like. The record is from RefSeq and is a predicted model, not a curated record. The transcript has 3 exons. The coding region runs from base 56 to 1639 and encodes 527 amino acids. NCBI's taxonomy places the organism in Eukaryota, Metazoa, Arthropoda, Insecta, Hymenoptera, Formicidae. Gene Ontology annotation, molecular function: protein dimerization activity.